Molecule: messenger RNA, 2843 nt
Organism: Thrips palmi
Lineage: Eukaryota; Metazoa; Arthropoda; Insecta; Thysanoptera; Thripidae
Exons: 2
Coding region: 129-2804 (891 amino acids)
Source: RefSeq, a predicted model, not a curated record
GACCUUUCAACACCUUUUACAAGCAUCAAGCGCAGGUUAGGUAGUCCAGGGCCAGGCCAGGCCGCAUGUUUUAUCAAACAGCACUCAACGGUGGACAUCCCAGCGGCAAUGCUCUUGACUGAGCAGCAAUGUCAGAUAUGGCAGAUGGUGGCCCCAAGUUCAACUGCCAGUUUUGUGGCUUUGAAGGACCUUUCAACACCUUUUACAAGCAUCUUGUCCAAUUUCACCGCCAUGUUGCUGUUAAUCUUCCCUGUGGUGUCCCCGGUUGUGACCGUGUGUUCAGUUCAGAGAGUGCUCUACGUACCCACAUUCGAUGCUUCCAUGCAAUCUCUGUGGCUAAGCCUCUUGACGAUUCAUCAGUUCCUCCAAAUGCAGACGGCAAGUUUAUCUGUACUGUUCCACACUGUCAGAAACAAGUUGACAGCACGGCUGAGCUAAUGAGCCAUAUCAAGUUGCAUUUGUCUGCUGGGUUUAAAGUGAAGUGUCCGUUUCCCAAGUGCACCAAGAAGUAUUCUGUUCUGAGUUCAUUCACAGGGCACGUAACUCGUACUCAUAAGAAUCAAAAGACACUUGUUCCAUCUUGUGUUCCGUCUAGUCUACCCCAAGAGGAAAAUGACUUUUUGUACGAGGAUUCACAUGUUGACAAUGAAGAUCUUUAUCUUACUACGCAUGAGGCAAAUUUUAAGAAUGACAAACAGCUUUGGCUGGACUCAUUUGCUCAGUUUUACAUGCGCUUGGAGUAUGAACACUUGAUACCUCAGGAAACUGUCCAAAAUAUCUGCGAAGAAAUGAAGAUGGUUCAUGAUGUUAAUUUGGACUUUAUAUCCAUGCGCUUGAAGUCCCGUCUUUCCUCUGAAGGCCUGGCAGCUGAGAAGGUGGAUGAAAUAUUGAAGGAUUGUCUACCUUCUCAAUCAAGCAAACCGCUGUCUACAUCAUAUUUAAGGAGGCAGUACUACAUCAACAAUUUUCUCUAUGUUGCUCCUGUUCCAGUCAAGCUUCCGCCACCAAAGAAGUAUCCUCACCUUAAACGGUAUUUCUACUAUGUUCCAUUGAAAGAAACUUUACAAGCCUGUUUCAAAAGUAAGUCUAUGAAGAUCAACCUGGAACAUGAGCCAAGUUAUGACGAUGUCAUUCGAGAUUUUACUGACGGUACUCUGUUCAAGGAGAAUGAAUUUUUCAAAGAUAAUCCUAAAGCAUUACGCCUGAUCCUCUUUCAGGAUGCGUUUGAGGUAGUGUGUGCUAUAGGCUACGCAAAGAAAAAGUAUAAAAUUCUUGGCAUUUAUGUAGCCAUUGGCAAUUUACCAGACUAUUUGAGAAGCCGUGUGAAAUCCUUCCAGCUUGUUGCCUUAUGUAAAGAUAGAGAACUCGACCACACUGCUGUCUUUGGGAAAAUUGUUAAAGAUUUGAAAGACUUGGAGACUAAUGGAAUUAAUGUACCCGGUGUUGGAAUAGUGAAAGCAGGACUUGCAUUUAUUGCUGGAGAUAACCUUGGAAGCCACGCUGUUGGUGGAUUUUAUCAGAAUUUCAGCAAAUCUCGUUUCUUCUGCAGAUUUUGUCAAGUGGAUCGAAACAUAUUCACCACUCACAAUGGCCCCUUCAGGACAUAUGAGCUCAGAACCCCUGCAAAUUAUGCUGAAUGUCUGAAAGGAAAGAAGAUCACCACUAAAAAAGGUGUCAAGUUCAAUAGCGAGUUCAAUAAGUUGUCGUCCUUUCAUGUCUGUAAGCCAGGUCUUGCACCAUGCUUGGCUCAUGAUGCAUUUGAGGGUUUUAUCAAGUAUGAUGCGAUGCUGUUCAUUAAGCAUUUUGUUGCCCGUGGAUGGUUUACUAUUGAAGAGCUGAAUGCUAAAAUUGACUCAUUUCCUUACUCUGAAAUCCAUCGAAGAGAUAAACCCCAGCCAAUUCAAGAGGAUUCUGACAAACUCAAAGGGAAAGCUUGGUGUAUCUGCAAUUUUAUUUUACUCUUCCCACUCAUUGCUGAAGAAUUCAUUAAGGAUGUGGAUGAUCCAGUGUGGAAGUGUUUUCUCAUUCUCAUAGAAACUGUGGAACUUUUAUGUUCUCCUGAAUUUCAUAUAUCAUUCGUUCCUUAUAUUAGGGAUCUUUUCUAUGAGUACAUUGCUCUUCGCAUGCAGUGCUUUCCACAUGUUCCUCUGCGACCAAAGCACCACUACAGUCUUCACAAUUACCUAUAUCUACUUAUCUUUGGACCAAUGCUGAAGUCUUGGACACUUCGUUUUGAAUCAAAGCACUCCUUUUUUUGUCGUGCCGCCAAAGCCUGCAAGCAAUUCAAGAACAUUUUGUUUUCGCUUGCUGUGCGACAUGAAUUACAUCAAGCAUAUGUUCGUACUGGCUCAGCAAAGUUUGCUGUGUUACAGUUUAAGAAGACAAGAGAAUAUUUGUGUGAAUCUUAUUCAACUGAAAUUCAGAAUGCUAUUAGAGCUGCAGGUCUUGAUUUUGCUCUAAAUGUUUGUAUGAAAGUCAUUUUCAAAGGCACCAAAUUUUGUAAGGGUCAAAUGAUUGCAUUGGAGCAAUCAUGUUACCAGGUUGACCUUGUAUUUGGAAGAAUCAAUUUUAUUCUAUUGACUCCUGAUGAGAAACUGUUCUUCCUAGUGGAGGUGUACAAAUCUCAGUUCAAGCCUCACAUCAGAGCAUACAGUCUGUUAUUCAACACUGAUCCUCAGUACAAAUGUGUCAGUUAUGAUAGCUUGCUCUCCUAUUACCCUUUGCAUAACUAUGUUGUUCAUGGACAAAGUUAUGUCAAAUUGAAGCAUGCUCUGGUCAGUAAAUCCAAUAACUUUGCUUCAUGAACUUUUCUGUUUGUAAUAGGUGUACUGGCCUGAAAUGUU